AUGGCCGACGAAGACGUGGCAACCCGAGCGCCAGAGAGCGAUGCUCAGGAACAGAGUGGCAUCGCCGGCGACACGAAGCCCGACCAAGGUGCUGCGAGCAUGGGAGAACACUGCACUACCGAUCGUCCUACACCGGCCGGCGAGCAACCCACUGGGGAGAUCGCCAAACUGAAUCAUGUCGACGUCUACAUAUCGAAGCCUUCAGACUACCCACAUGCCCCCUCCAAGCUGCUACUGCUCCUGACCGGAGGCACGGGCAUCCACUCGACCAACAACCAGAUCCAGGCAGACAAGUACGCCGCAGAAGGCUUCUUGGUAGUCAUGCCAGACCAAUUCGCAGGCGACCCAGCCUCGUCCAUCUCGACCACCCAAACAGCCGCCGCCGAACAGAACCCGAGCGUGAUUGAGCAAUUGAAGCUCGGUGUCGCAUCCGUCGCUAAGUCAUUCACGAUUGAUAUGUGGCUUGCUCGUCACACACCGGAAAAGGUCCUUCCUAUCCUGAACAAAGUGAUCGACUCCGUCAAGGAAGAGUUUGCAGACGCAGUCGCUCAUGGAGAAGGCAUUUACGCUGUCGGAUACUGCUUUGGCGCCAAGUACGUCUUGCUGCUCGGCUCCGAGCUCCAUGCAGACGUAGCAGCUGGUCAGCGUUCGGCAGAGACACAAGCAGAAGAAGGCAUGGUAAAGAACGGCCCACGGAUCAAGGUCGGCGCCAUCGCACACGGCACUCAGAUCACCGUCACAGAUCUGGAGCACUGCCAGGUUCCACUUGGAAUUGUGGCUGUCGAGCAAGACAGUCUGUUCCCGGACCACAUUCGCGAAGCAGGAAUCAAGAAGCUGCAGGAGAACGGCGUGGAGCACGAAGUCCAAGUCUAUCCUGAUGUACCACAUGGCUUUGCAGUACUAGGAGACUACGAGGACAGCAAAAUCAAGCAGAAGCAGGGCGAAGCGUUCCAGCAGCUCGUGCAGUGGCUCAAGUCACACUAG
Messenger RNA from Fulvia fulva, 984 nucleotides. RefSeq names its product Hydrolase pyvD. The coding region runs from base 1 to 984 and encodes 327 amino acids. Gene Ontology annotation, molecular function: hydrolase activity. Lineage: Eukaryota; Fungi; Ascomycota; Dothideomycetes; Mycosphaerellales; Mycosphaerellaceae. The transcript has 5 exons. The record is from RefSeq and is a predicted model, not a curated record.